This is a messenger RNA of Gaeumannomyces tritici R3-111a-1, 3171 nucleotides long. Its product is annotated as translocation protein sec63. Lineage: Eukaryota; Fungi; Ascomycota; Sordariomycetes; Magnaporthales; Magnaporthaceae. The coding region runs from base 378 to 2486 and encodes 702 amino acids. Gene Ontology annotation, cellular component: Sec62/Sec63 complex. The transcript has 3 exons. The record is from RefSeq and is a predicted model, not a curated record. Gene Ontology annotation, biological process: SRP-dependent cotranslational protein targeting to membrane; post-translational protein targeting to endoplasmic reticulum membrane. Gene Ontology annotation, molecular function: transmembrane protein transporter activity; RNA binding.
GUACCGUCUGUAUGACCCCUGCCUGAAUUUUUGGGAGGCCACGGUAGACGAUUCCGAGUUGGGUUUUGCGCUGGCCGAAAGCGCAGGAACGCUCAUCAUCUGGACGGCCACAUAUGCACCAUCCCUCUCUCACUUUCCAACCCAGACUUUGAGUGAUCUUGCCUUAGGACACAUUACAGUCCACGGUCUGGCUGCGCGCGCUUGUAUAUCAUCCACGCAUUGCCCGUUUGUUCUUCCUCAUCUUCAGACCAUCCCCGCACAAGACACUUCAACCACGACCACUGAGAGAAACCAGAUCGCGCAUCGUCGAGGCUUGCUUGGCAGCACCCGUCUAGCAGCGCCGCCGCUGAGGAGGCUCGCCGCGCCCGCUCACCAAGAUGAGCAGCGACUACUCGUACGACGAGGAGGGCCACCUCUGGCCCUUCUUUGUCUUCACGCUCACCACAAUCGUGACGCUGCCCCUCACAUACAUGCUCGUCAGCCGCACGCGGGACCCGGCAGCUUCCUUCCCCCGCAUCAAGACCGACUACUCGCCCAAGGAGGGCGCCAUCGUCAAGACGGUCAGGUCGGCCGAGAAGCGCCGCCACCGCAGGCUCGGCCUGGCCUUCUUCGUCAUUGCCGGCUGGGCUGUCAUGGGCUACAUGCUCUACCUCAUCAGUAUCACCGAGGCGCCCAACCACAAGAUCUGGAACCCCUACGACAUCCUGGGUCUCUCCGAGACCGCCUCCGAGAAAGUCAUUAAGAAGACGUACAGGGACCUUUCGCGCAAGCUCCACCCCGACAAGGUCCAGCCCGACCCGGCAAAGAAUGAGACGAUCGAGUCGUUGAACGACAAGUACGUUGAGAUCUCCAAGGCCUACCAGGCGCUCACGGACGAGGAUGUAAGGAACAACUACAUCCAGUUCGGCCACCCCGACGGCAAGCAGGGCUUCAGCAUCAACAUUGCUCUCCCCAAGGCCAUUGUGUCGGACGGCAACGGAAAGUAUGUCCUCCUCGUCUACUCGCUCCUCUUCGGCAUCAUGCUCCCCUACCUGGUCGGUUCCUGGUGGUAUGGAACCCAAAAGCAAUCCAAGGAGGGUCCCCUCAUGGAGAGCGCCAACCGGUUGUUCAUUGAGUACGAGGAUGAUAUAGACGAGGGCGGCGUCGUAUCUGCCUUGAGCACUGGUAAGGAGUUUGAAGGGCUCUUCAAGGGCAACAAUGCAGACUCUGGUCUGGCCAAAAUUGAGUCCAGAAUCACUGCGCCCGGCGAGACGUCACCUUUUGCUGCUAGCAUGUCUCUGAAGGAGAAGGAGAAGCUGGAGGAUCUCGAGAAUGGCGUGAGGCGCAAGGUGCUGGCUCUCCUGUGGGCCUACCUGGGUCGCAUCGAGCUCGACGACCAGAAGCUCACCAAGGCCAAGCUCGAGGUUGGCCCAAUCGCACACUCCCUGACCAAGUCUUUCACCGCUAUCGCCCUCGCAUAUGGCAACACGGCACCGAUAUUGUCGUCUUAUUACGCCAGCCAGAUCCUCAUCCAGGCCAUCCCUCCCAAAUCGUCCCCGCUCCUGCAGCUGCCCAACUUCAGCCCCACCAUUGUCAAGGCCAUUGAGGGUGACUCCAAGGUCCGCGCCAGCGUCCAGAGGUUCAUGGACCAGCCCGACGUCAAGCGCCGCAGCCUUGCUGUCGGCCAGGGGCUCCUGACCGAGGCCGAGUACCAGACCGCAGUCGACGUCGCCAAGCAGCUUCCCUACUUCCGUGUCGCCAAGGCCUUCUUCAAGGUUACCGGCGAGAGGUUUAUCAUCCCGUCCUCGCUCGUUACCCUGGUUGUCAAGGGCCGCUUCGUGCCGCCCGGAAGCGAAAACGUGCCGCCUAUCAAGGACUUUGACCUGGAGGAUGUUGACCCGGCCGAGGACGAUCUGGACGCCAUCCUGGGGCGCAAGAAGAGGCAAGUCGGCAAGGACGAGAAGGGCAAGCCCGUUUUCGAGCUUGUUGAUGACAAGCCCAUUGUGCCUCCCCUGGUUUUUGCGCCCUACUUUGCCCGCGACUACUCCCCGCGCUGGCACGUCUUCCUCACGGACUCGAAGCAGGGCAAGAUGGCCGUGCCGCCAUUCACCUUUGCCCAGUUUGAUCGCCCCAUCUUCAAGGAGGACGGCAAGACGCCGACGUAUGAGAUGCAGACCCUCAAGGCUCAGUUCCAGGCACCGCCUCAGACCGGUCACUACACGUUCGUCAUGCACGUCGUCUGCGACAGCUAUGUCGGCUUCGACACCAAGAUGGAGGUCACACUGGUAGUCGAGGAGGCCAGCAGGGCCGAGGAGAUGUCUGACGACGACGAUAUCAGCGAGCCAGAGGAGGAUUCCAUCGCUGGCAUCAUGAACGCGGCCAAGGGCGGUGCCCCUCCUCCGCGCAGGAGGAAAAAGGACGACUCCGAUGACUCGGACGAGAGCGGCACGGAGGAAGAAGCCGAAGAUACCAGCGACACCGACACUGAUACUGAAGACGAGUCGUGAGCUCUGGACUGUGUGCGAUUAAAAGAGGGUUAUGAAACGGGUAAUCACCAGAGAACGGUUAAAUACCAAAGCGAACUGCAUAUCUUGCCUUUGAAUGGGACCGGGCCUGUUUUAAGCGGCUGUUCUGUUUAAUUCACCUCCUUUGUUUGAAAGUGGCCGCUGUCAGGUCUCCCCGACUUACGCUUCAUCAUUUUCGUCAAAUCAGACUAGAUUCUGCCCCUCCCAACAACCCGAUUAUCCAAUUCCCUUCCUGUAAAUACCGUCUGUUUUUAUUAUUUUCUUUCGUGGGCGUCGCGGCAUUCAUCACCCCCAAGACAUGGGCCAUACACGGCGUUUGUUCAUCUCGCUUUUAUAUAUUCUAAACCGGACGGUGCUUCCAUGUUUGGUGUUGAGCCUGGAUUUCGGUCUUAGCGUGCUGACCGUACUGCUGGCACCACCUGUUUUCUAGAUGGUCUCAUGGGUGUCGACUUAUGAGAAGCAACACUUGGCGCUGAAGGUCUCGCAGCCAACUGUUCCCAUUCUUGGUACCGUGGAGCUUGCCCAUAGAAACUGAUUUGAAUGGUAUUCAACCUAGGAGCCUUGAAAUAUAGGUCCUACCACAGCCGUAACGCCAACGCUAACUACAAUCUAUAUUUUUUCAUCGCUUCUUUGUUUUUACUGCGUUGCCAUAUCCUGUCUACUGGUA